AUGUAUUUGGUGACAACAAUCUGCACAUGUGGAAAAAUGGAUCAAAAGUUUCGGCUUUUUAUCGAAAUCCCGAUAAUACCCUUUACAUAUAAAAUGGUUGGAAGGUUUGGAUGCCGGCUUAGCAUCGGUGUUGGAAUCGAUGGAAUUCUGUUUGAAGUUGCGGGGUUCGGAAGCUUGUGUUUUGGAGGACUUAGCAAAAGCUAUCAAUCUGGUGCAUAUCAGGAAGGAUCUUGUGGAAAGUGGUCACGCGUUGCUAAACCAUGCUUAUCACAAUCAACAAGAAUACGAAAUGAAUGAGGGUGGAACUGGAAUCCGUGAUUCCGACAGAAUUGGAAUAUGUGAUUCCAUUCCGAUGCCAAAUAAAUGGAGUUCAAUUCUAUCCGAAGGUGGAACCAGACUCAGUGAUUCCGACAGAAUUGGAAUCAGUGAGUCCGACGGAAGCAAAACCUUACAAAAACUUCAAAUGAAAACUAAAAUUGCAAGAGAACCUUUUGACAUUAUGGUUAGUGUAAUGGAAUGUAUUUUUGUAUAUGUAUGAUAUCUUAUUUUGCAUUAUUGGACAUUAAAU
Messenger RNA from Lactuca virosa, 568 nucleotides. Lineage: Eukaryota; Viridiplantae; Streptophyta; Magnoliopsida; Asterales; Asteraceae. The record is from the annotation of a GenBank genome assembly.